Molecule: messenger RNA, 1236 nt
Organism: Prorocentrum cordatum
Lineage: Eukaryota; Dinophyceae; Prorocentrales; Prorocentraceae
Source: the annotation of a GenBank genome assembly
AUGGAGUCCGACGCUGCCUCGUACAACGACCUGACCGCGCAGCCAGCGCAGGUGAAGGCCGACGACCCGCAGGAGGCCCACGCCGCGGACAACCGCUCCCAGGCCCCGGCUCCGACGAGCUGUGUCGUCUACGGCAACGAGCACGUGGACCUCAGGGGCGUCGUCACCGACGAGGCAUGUCUUGCUGCGCCCGAGGAAUUUUUCGGCGGCGAGAACAACAUCAACGGGAGUUUUCAUAAGAUUGGCGAGCAUUGGAUUGUCAAAAGCGGGGCAGUUCAGAUACAGGCCACCACUGGGUUCUUGAACAAUGUUGCAGACCUCAUCGUCGUCAAGGAGCUCGCCUUGGCGAGCCCCUUUUGGGAUGGGCAGGCCCUCCACAUUACGGCGACCGAGGCAUCAUGGCAUUCAGGCCACAAGGAUGUAGAGAUCAUCCCUGGUUUCCCAGACGCUUGGUCGAACGAGGACAACUCGAUCCAAGUGGUGGCGGACAGCACAGGGCAACUCCUGCAGCCUGAUCGUUGGAACUUGCCUUUUCAUUGUGUGCACUUGAGGCUGCCACUCGGAGUGCACAUGCAGAUCAACAGGUGGUCGGAUCCUGCCGAAGGUUUCUUCCUUGAUUUCCGAGUCACAAUGUCCGUGGAGCCCGGUCAGCGAGUGACGCACCAGCUCCUGGUCAGAUCGUGCGCUAAGCAUGGCUUCAGCAUCAGGUGCCGCAGGUUGGCCCGUCUUUCCUGGCACGCCUUGCCGCUCAUGAUGUGGACAAAGGCGAUUUUUAUGCAGUGGUCAACGGAGGCGCAGAUGCAGACGGCCUUCAACAAGGUUACGAAGAUCACCGCGCACCUGUCGCGGCGAGCGGCCCUCGACCACGGAGUCCCGCCUCACUUUUUUCAUGGCAAUAGGCUCGCCGACGAGUGGGUCAAGAAGGGUGCCAAGGCGCACCCGAUGAACUUCCACGUGAGAGAUAGGAUCAGGUACCAUCGGGAUCAGGUGACUCUCCUGGCCAGGUGUUUGACGGAGGUGAUGAAGUUUGUGCACAGGUUGGGGUACCCUGACGUGGAAGCCAUCAAGGAGCGCUCGACCGGGAGCCAGCGGCCUCCACCGGGAGCCGUGGAGCGCAUCUUCUCCGCCCACGUGCUGGACAGGUGCCCGCUGUGCUCCGGGUCCUUCUCGGCGGGCGGCGCGGCCCGCUCGGCUGCGUGCGCCCAGGGGCCGCCUCUGGUGGACGGCGGCCUGUAG